Aspergillus welwitschiae is the source of this 1082-nucleotide messenger RNA. RefSeq names its product protein-S-isoprenylcysteine carboxyl O-methyltransferase. Lineage: Eukaryota; Fungi; Ascomycota; Eurotiomycetes; Eurotiales; Aspergillaceae. The record is from RefSeq and is a predicted model, not a curated record. The transcript has 2 exons. Gene Ontology annotation, cellular component: membrane; endoplasmic reticulum. Bases 123 to 962 code for a protein of 279 amino acids. Gene Ontology annotation, biological process: C-terminal protein methylation. Gene Ontology annotation, molecular function: protein C-terminal S-isoprenylcysteine carboxyl O-methyltransferase activity.
GAUCCCUCUUCAGCAUGACAAUCCCUUGACAACACCAGCAGAUCUUCUCUCACCACCAACAUCAACCUCCACUACACCCAACAACAACAACCACCACCACCACCACCACAAGAAGACCAACAAUGUCCCACUCCCCUCCCUCCCCCUCUCCCUCCCCAUCCCCAUCACCACCAUUUCGCCCAUACCGACCACCACCACCCACCAACAACCACAACCACACCACCACCUUCGACACCUCCAUCCUCCCCAACGGCUCCAAAUCCCUCUCCGCCAUCUCCAUCCGCGCCUACCUCCUCGGCACCGUCCUCGGCGUCACCACAACCCUAACCAUCCUCUCCCUCCUCUACGACCCCCUAUACACGCCCCUCUGGCGCAUCCCCUUCUUCCUCUCUUCUCUCUCCCUCUUCCACUUCCUCGAAUACUACACCACCGCCGCAUACAACACCCAUUUCGCCACCGUCUCCGCCUACCUCCUCACCUCCAACGGCUGGGCCUAUAACAUCGCCCACGGCUCCGCGAUCCUCGAAUGUCUCCUCAUGCAUACAUAUUUCACCGCCCGCCCGGUGCCGUUAUACCUCCCCUCCUCUCUUACGGCCUACCAAGUAGCCGUUGGCUUACUGCUGAUGGUCCUGGGCCAGACGAUCCGCAGCGUGGCCAUGGCGCAGGCGGGCAGUAACUUUAAUCAUACGGUGCAGGUUACGCGCAGGGAAGGGCAUGUGCUUGUCACCGGGGGUGUGUAUAGUGUGUUGAGACAUCCGAGUUACUUUGGGUUCUUUUGGUGGGGGUUGGGGACCCAGUUGGUUCUUGGGAAUGGGGUGUGUUUUGUAGCGUAUGCGGUUGUCUUGUGGAGGUUUUUUAGUGGGAGGAUUUGGAGGGAGGAGAAGUUCCUGGUUGCCUUCUUUGGGGAGGAGUAUGAGCGGUAUAGGAAGAGGAGUUGGGUGGGGAUUCCGGGGAUUCAUUGAUUGUUGGAUUGGGAUCUUUGAUAUGAUACAUAUAUUGUUUGUUUCUCGUGGAGUACUGGACAGGGAGGUAUGGAGGGAUUGUAUAAUCAAGUGAUUAGUAUAUAAUAUGCAGUAAAAGAA